Pocillopora damicornis (cauliflower coral) is the source of this 3715-nucleotide messenger RNA. Its product is annotated as SPARC-related modular calcium-binding protein 2. The record is from RefSeq and is a predicted model, not a curated record. NCBI's taxonomy places the organism in Eukaryota, Metazoa, Cnidaria, Anthozoa, Scleractinia, Pocilloporidae. Gene Ontology annotation, molecular function: heparin binding; protein binding; extracellular matrix binding. Gene Ontology annotation, biological process: extracellular matrix organization. Gene Ontology annotation, cellular component: basement membrane.
CAGCUCUGUGAUUUUGCCCUGCAGUUAAACACAUCGACAAGUCAUUAGUAUAAGUCGUCGAACUGAAAGCUAGGGUGUAACACAAUAUCUGAAGCAAUCGAGAUUUGGUCUGCCGGGAGAUCAUCACAGUGUCAGUUGGUUUGAAGAGGGCUCGGAGUUAAGGUUGCGCACAAGUUCAGCACUCCACAACAACUCAGAUCCAUAAGCAAAUUGAAAGCAUUCAGCAAUGGAGACCAUGAUUCAUCUAGUGGCCCUUUCCACGCUGAUGACUCUACAAAUUCUUUGUUUCUUUGGAGGAAUCCAGGAAGUAGGCGGUGUAUGCAGCAGAACAUUCGAGUGCCCUACCGGUGAUUCUGGAAGUAAUCCAGUCUGCGGUAGUGACAGAAGGACGUACAGCAGUCGUUGCACUCUUCAGCUUGCAAAGUGCAAUGGGCACAGAGUCAGAAUGGCAUAUAAGGGAAGCUGUAAAGGUACAAGACCAUCAGUGCCACAACGCUCUCACAACCUUGUAGUGACCACUACAACCAAGUGUCUGCGUGAGAGACAGGAAGCACUAUCAAAUGCAAGAGCAAAAGAUCUCAUCAUGCUUGGUGUCUUUGCCCCUAAAUGUGAGGCUGAUGGCAGCUUUAGUCGAGUGCAGUGCUUAAACUCAUCAGGUUAUUGUUGGUGUGUAGACCGCGAGGGUAAAGAAAUGUCAGGAACCAAAGUGCGCCAGCGUACACCACAUUGUCCCACAAUAAGAGCACACAGUCAGCCAUCAGAGAAACCAUCAGGAAAAGGCUGGAAGUCGGUAAAACCUUGCAUUAAUUGUAAAGGUUGUCCAAGAGAUGCACGCACUAAUUUUAAUGAUAAGCUUGUGAAAUUCUUAUCGAAGCAAUUCAUGGAAUAUGUUAAAAAAUCUGCAUCCAGCUCAGGACAAGUUCAAGGUCAGUCAAGCAGUAUGGGUAAAGUCCAUCUUUUACUCUGGAAGUUCACACAUCUUGACACCAAUGCUGAUUACAUGUUGGAAAUGAAGGAACUCCAUGCUUUCCUCAAGAUUACAAAAAAAACCAUUCACCCUAAAAAGUGCAGCCGCACUUUCAUGGCUUACUGUGACAGGGAAAGAGACCAUAAAAUUUCACUCAAUGAGUGGUACUUUUGCUUUGGAGUGAAAGAAAUUAAGAAGUGUAGUGGUGAAUAUCUCGCAGCGCUGAAAGCAAGUAGGCAUUCUUCCAGUGAAAACCAACCAUACUUGCCUCGUUGUGCCACAGAUGGUUCAUUUACUCCAACCCAAUGCCAUUACUCCAUUGGUUACUGUUGGUGUGUUGAUAUCGACACUGGCAAACCAAUUCCAAAUACGACAACAAAAGCUACAUCUUUGGACUGCCGGAAGUACCUGUCAAAACAGAAUGCAACUGGCUUAGCAAAGAAAGAAUGUGCUCAAGAUUUGUGGACAUCAUUUAGGAAACAAAUGCUGAGACUGUUCAGGAGAGAAGUGGGUGAAGACUCUCCAAAACAUGAAGAAGAUCAAGUUGAAUCAAUAAGAAACCAACGCAGAAGUGCCAGAUCAGGAAACCUUCAACUUUUUGGCACCUUUCUAUCAGAUAAUCAAGUUUUAAUCUGGAAGUUCAACCGAUUGGACAGAAACAGGGACAAACUGCUUGUGUCAAGUGAGUUUCUCACAUCGACCAUGAAGAAAAUUCUUGGAAACGUUAAACGAGGACGAAAAUGUGGCAAAAAGCUGUUGGUUGAUUGCGAUCUUGACAAAGAUAGAGGUUUAUCAAUGAUGGAAUGGACUCUUUGCCUAAGAAUAUAUGAUCGUCGCAUGCCGCUGCAGUAGUUUGUGGAUAUCAUCAUGCAAGUGUGAUUCAUUUCGCAAGAUCAAGAACACGGCAGCUUGUGUCCAGCACAAGAAAGCAGGCCCAGAUUAGUAGAAGUAUGGACUGGUGAUGCUGCAACCUCUAUGUAAAACAUGAUGAAAAUAGUCUUUCUUGUAGUUUCCAGGCCUCCUGUGCUUUUCACACAGGAAAAGUCAGUAAAUGAUUUAGUUGUGUCCUAUUCCCAUGUAAGAUGUUUCAGUUGAUCUCUCACCAAAAUACAAGCAGACAAAAAAACAAAUUUAAAGAGAGAUCAGAAUUCAACAAGAUGCCAUAAACGAGGUUUGAGAAGGAAAUUUCUGAAAAGAAGUAAAAAUCCUGUUUCUUUUUUUAUACAUGCAAUUUAAUUCCAAUAACUUUAUUCUCUGAUAUUUUGAGCUUUGAACUUUGUAUUUGAAUACUGCAGGGAAUUAUUAUCAUGACUUAUACUUCACCCUGUCACUCCCAAGAUCUUAUCAGUAAUUCUCCUUACCUUCUGACAUACAUUUCUUAUGAUAUUAGUUUGGAGAACUUGGUAUUGCAUCAACUUGCAAUCUCCUCAUUGUUAUAUUUCUUUAUUCUUAUCACUUGUGUGCUUGAUAUUGUCUUGAUGUUGGUUGCUCAAGGGAGUUUAAGGGUUAAACUUAAUAUGUACCACCGUUAGCAUUACCUCAAGAGUGACUACCAUCUAAUUUCUCCCUACAAUAUUACUCCUGAAUCAAACAUUAAGGUGACAAGAAUGAAGAAAAUCAGAUAACCAACUGAAGUACCUGCUGAUUGUUAAACAAAUUCUCCUUGUCAGCACCUUAGGAAAUGUAUAGAGAAUUGUAUGGAGGAUAUGCAUACUGAUGUUAAACAAAUCAGAUGCAGAAAUUAAGCAUUACUAAGCAAUUUUGAUUUGCUUACUUCUUUUCUGUGGACUUCGAGAAAUUUACAACUUAAAAUAAUUUGGAAUGGUCAAUCUUAUGAUAGUUUCUUGUAUUCUAAUCAAUGCAGCAAAAACCAGCCAUUCAGUGGGAAAUUAAGAUAAAAACAGUGUCAACGCAUAGUACCAGCAUAGCGUACUUGGACAAAUCUCACAAGAGACAGUUUUUAUUAAUAUAUAUAUAUAGAAUAACAUUAUUCUGUGUUGUACAUAAACCCUAGCAGUGCAGGAGCUUCUAGGAGAUAAGGGUUUUUAAAUUAUGAGGUAACAUUUCUUUGCAUGUACUAUACUCAAUACAUUACAAAUUGGUACAUGCUCCUAUACAGUAAUUAUUCAACUAACUGAGGUACAGCAGAAACAGUGAAAUUUGAUAAAGGAGCAGCUUAACUGCCUGACAACCAUAUGCAUGGCUUAUUUUACCAUUGCCAAUAAAAUUAAACCCACAAAGUGACAGUUGUUGCUUGGAGAUACACCUUUCACUGCAAUCCACUUCAAGUUUCAGAGUGAGUAGUUUACAAAUACAUUUUGAUUAUCAAAUAUCAUUAACAAGGAAACUAAGUUAAGAAUAUUUUAACCCACAAUGGAAAUGACAGAAUCGAGAAGCAGCAGCAGUAUGUGGAGACCUUCAUUGGUACCCAUAGAAAACACAACAAACCGGUCUUAGAAUAGGAAAUUAUACAGAUUUUGCAGUAGUAGAAAAUGACUUUCUCAUUAAAAAUGUGAUAUUAUUAAAUAUUGUUAUAAUCAACUAUUUAAAGAGACCUUUGCAAGAACUGGCAGUUCUUUAGAAAAGUAGAGAAAAUUGUCAGUUCAAUUCUUAGAGAAUUGGAUCAGGCAGCUUCAUGAUAUGGAUACAUAAUUUUAAAGCUAUCAUGGCUAAUCAACAGUCAAUAUUAAUAAUGAUUGUCAAUCUAUAUAAAUAAAUGACUAGAAAUAUUCAAACAAACUUAAUAUA